CUAAGUUUUUUGAACCUUCCAUAGAAUCAAUUCCACCAAAAUAUCAAAACCCUUUUCUAUUUAUUCUCUCUCAUUAUUUGUUUAAUCUACCAAAUUGAUUUAACCCUCUUAUCAAAGUUAUGGGUUUCUGCUACUUCUUCCUCACAACAGCCUGAAAACAUCAAUUUCUCACCUGGUUGUGAUUAUAGCUUUUCAGUACUUGAGAAGAAGAGAUGUAGUGCAUGUGAUUUCCAACCUUCAAUUGAAGGAUUUCUAUAAUCGUGAUGGAAUUGUCAAGAGGAAGAUUGUGCAUUUAGAUGACACGAUGCAAGAGAAAUGAUGAUGGAAAAAUUAAGGGGCCCUCGGUUGGGGAAAGAGGAGCAGUUUGGACAAUGGUGUCCCCUCUUGAAAAGGCAACAACAGUAUGGCAUGGUGACAUGAUAAAGCAUGUAGAAAGAGAGAGUGGAGGCAUUUCUGACCUGGCAACAAGUAUGGCUGUUGAUGGAAGCCAACAUAGCUAUGACUCUGAGCUGAAUGGUGUUUUAGUAUAUGGAGACAAGACAAAUGAUGAUUGUGAAAUUAAAAACAAUGUUGUGGCAGAUGAAGCUAGUGCUUUCGAGAGUUCUAAAAAGAUGUCUCCUGUGAACGAUGAGAUUGACAUUUCUGAAUUUGGAAAUGGUGUUGUCAAGGAUGAAGCUGAGGGUAAUCUUGAUACAUCGACACUGAUUUCUCCUGCAAAAGAUGAGUAUGUUGGCUUGUCGAAGUGCUCAGCCACUGAUAUAGGUUCAUCAAUGAAAGAUAAUAAUGAUGGUUAUAAAAUAAGAAAUUAUGUGGAAGCAUCUAAAGUUAUAUAUCCCAUGGAAGAUGAGAAUGGUGCAUCUAAAUUGAAAAACAAUGUUGUCAGCAGUGUACCUGAGUAUUUUGAAGCUUCUGAAGUGAUUUCUCCAGUAGAAAAUAAGAGCAAUGCAUCUGAAAUUAGAAAUGAUGUCACCAGUGGAGCUGAUGGAGGUAUGCCUUCAAUGGUGGAAAACAAUUCACCCAUGGAAGAUGAGAAUGGUGCAGCUAAAUUGAAAAACAAUGUUGUCAGCAGUGUACCCGAGGUUUUUGAAGCUUCUCAACUGAAUUACCCAAUGGAAGAUAAGAGCAAUGCAUCUGAAAGUAGAAAUGAUGGUGUCACCAGUGGAGCUGAUGGAGGUAUGCCUUCAAUGGUGGAAAACAUUUCUCCCAUGGAAGAUGGGAAUGGUACAGCUAAAUUGAAAAACAAUGUUGUCAGCAGUGUACCCGAGGUUAUUGAAGCUUCUAAACUGAAUUAUCCAAUGGAAGAUAAGAGCAAUGCAUCUGAAAGUAGAAAUGAUGGUGUCACCACUGGAGCUGAUGGAGGUACGCCUUCAAUGGUGGAAAACGGUGACGGCCACAAAGAACUUAUGAAGAGUCUUGAGUUGAGAGAUAGAAAAAAAAGCAGGUAUCUGUCCCCUCCUUAUGUGAACCUGAGCAAGGGGGUAAAAGGUUUGUCUAGUUUGAAAGAGCCGGAAACAAAAAUUUCUUGUGUUGGAGAUGGGGAGGGAAAUAGUUCUAUGUCUGACAAGCGUACGUCAUCCCCUCCAGAUGCAAAGACCGGAAGCAGAAAGAAGAGAGAGAGAAAAUAUUCAAAGAAGUCUGUCGCCACAUCUGUUAAUCUAUUGGAGAUAAGUGCACCAUCAGCUGAUUUACUCUCGAAGCUGCAUUUGGCUGCUUUAGACUGUCUGUAUCCUUAUGAUAAUGAACAGUUUGAUCCUACUGAGAUAUUCUUCAUCAGCUUUCGGAAUUCAGUAUAUCAUGGUGAAUCUAACUGUGAGGUGGAUCGGAAGCGCACAAGUGGCCAGACUCAAAAGAAAUUGGUGGAUCCUGCUGCCGGCUUGGUUAAUAAGUCUCUAGAACCCCAUGUAGGAAACUCAGGUCAAAGUAAACCUCGACCAUAUAAGAGGAAGAAAGAGGCCAAGACAACCGGGUCCGGACCUGCUGCUGCUUUGUCCGAUAAGACUCCAAAUCUUCAGGUGGGAAGCUCGAAUAAAAGUAAACCUGGACCAAAAAAGAAAAAGCGAGAAGAAGAGAAAACAAGUGGUUUUACAAGUGUGCUUCCUACUGGUCUUUUUGAUGUUAAUGUAAAUGUUGCUGAAACUUGUUCAUUCACCAUAGAAAAUUAUCCGACAGUGAAUGCAAAUCCUCAACAGAAGAAAAAGGAGGAACUGACUGCUCAACUCACCGAGGUACCUAAUCAGACAACUGCAUUUACUCUGGACUUCUCUCAGGAGACUAUUAAAACAGUUCCAUCUUCUCUUAAGGCCUCCCAAGAGCCUAAACAGGCAAAUGUAUUGUGUUUUGAGAGUAGUGAAGCAGCCGGCAUUCCAGAUUUAAAUAAUCAUUCAGUCCCUGAGGUUAUGCCUGGUCCCAAAAAGAGGGGGAGGAAAAAAGGGGUGACUCUUGCUAAAUCUAAUACUGACCAGAAUCCGGAGAAAAAAAAGAGGCGUAGGAGGCGGAAGGACGGGACUUAUGCUGAUGAUACAAUGACUAAUGUCCUUUUGACUGGUAAUGGAACUAAUGCAAAACCCAUUUCAUUGGAGGUAUGUUUGCGAAAUGUGGGCCCACAUUCUCCCAUCCCACCAACUGCAGCAGCUUAUUUGAAUAGUGCAAACAACAAUCAAGUGUCUACUCCACAAAAAUCAAUGCAACCUGCUAAAGGGAAUAAUAAUUCCCCUUCUCUCUUGAAGACUCCUGGUACUCCUGCCGGUGAAGCACCAUCUAUGGAUCAAAUUAGGAAGGAUCUCGAGUUGAUGACGGCCAUGCUGGAAAAAUCAGGGGACACUCUCUCUACUGAUAUGAAAGCGAAAUUAGAGAACGAGAUUAAGGGACUUCUGAAGAAAGUAAGCUCCAUUCCUGGCUCAUCUUAGUCGAUCAGUAACUGUAACAUAUCUAGCUUCUCUAUUCAAGCUAGUCUGAAGGACAUUGCAACUCUUGUUGAGUUGUUUUCUCUUCACAUUAUGGUCAUUAGGUUUAGUUGCUUCUCUUGUGCCGUAGUUUCCUUUUAUUUUGCAUAGUCUGGUGCAUUUGAAAUGAAACAUUAACUUAAUUUUUUGGAAGUUGCUAUGCAUUUGGCACAAAACAGAAAGUAGUGAUUAGUGAAUCAUCUUUGGGAACUUAUUGCAUGAUUAUGGGCAGUGUAUUUACUGAA
This is a messenger RNA of Beta vulgaris subsp. vulgaris (sugar beet), 3187 nucleotides long. RefSeq lists its product as hypothetical. The transcript has 3 exons. The record is from RefSeq and is a predicted model, not a curated record. Lineage: Eukaryota; Viridiplantae; Streptophyta; Magnoliopsida; Caryophyllales; Amaranthaceae. Bases 297 to 2906 code for a protein of 869 amino acids.